CAUGGCGUAAAGAAGUGUACAUUUCUGUGCACGUAAAACAAAAAUAAUGAUUCUCAGACGAUUUAUUUUGCGUUUGUGCUUUAAAAACUAUUGUUUAAGAUAUAAAGUAUCAUGAUUAAAGUGUGCUUGUUAUAGUUAGACGUAAGUGUGCGUUAAAAUGGACAAGAAAAAUGCCAUUCGGAGAGCCAAAAGGCCGUCUAAAGUGCUUGAAGAAAAUUACUGGGAUUGCAGCGUUUGUACAUACAGAAACAAUGCGGAAGCCUUCAAAUGUUCCAUGUGUGAUGUUAGAAAAGGCACAUCGACCCGCAAGCCGCGCAUCAACCCGGCGCUGGUGGCGGCGCAAGCAGCCGGCACAGCGCCCACCAGCUCACAGAAACGGCCGCGAUCCGCGAAUUCACUCAAGAAGAAACGUCGACCGCCCCGACUGAGCAAUGUGGACAGGAGCUCCGCGCAGACCAGAGAGGUGACAGUGAGUGGGGUAACUGUCGUUAUAACUGAAUACAAGCCUAAGAAAUCUGUGUCGAGCAGUUCCAGCGAUGUCGAGUCCUCGAAUGAUGCAAGACCGUGAUCCCUCGCCUCGGGCUGAUGGUAAAGUGAAUGAACUAUUACUAGAUGGAGUAGCAGUGUUUUGUUUUACAGAUUUUAAAUUCGUAUGACUUCCUUCUAAGUAUUUAUUAAGAUUUUUCUCAUGUCGUCUUUAUUGUAACUUUGUUUGAAAUGGCAUCUCGUAUUCUUAUACACCCUGUAGUUACUUAUGCACAUCAAAUUUUGAAUUCUAUUCUGUACACGAUAAGACAGAUUAUUGCGGAAUUUUCUCGUGAUUUCAUCCUUAUAUGUGCGAAAUAGACGACAAAUUGAUCGAUUGUGAAAUGUGCUAUCGAGAGUAUCAGGUGCUAUUUCAAAUGAGGUUUAUGUGGUUUUGUAUAUAUUCCAGAGUGCACCGUAGAAAUUAAUGCAUAAUGUAUUUAUUUGUUAAAAUAAUUGUAUCGCCUCUCAAACGCAUAAAUCGUCUGAGUAUAAAAUUCUUAUGGUUUUAGUUAAAAUUUUGUUGUGAAUUCGAAUAAAAAAUGCGAAGGUGUGAUCAAAGUAGGAACGUAAGUAUAGCUGGUUGAAUAGGGAUGAUAACGGGGUAUGAAAAUUAAAAUCUAUUUAGUCCGUCAGUUAGGUAAUGAAAUAAUAUUAGACACGUAUUUUUUUAUUUUGUCAUAUAAGAUAACAAUAAUAACUCGUAGAUAAAACGAAUCAAAGUUUAGAAAUGGGAUAUCAUUUAUACGUAUAAAACGUACCUAGAAGUGAUGGCACGCGAUAUUUCGAAUCGAUAUAUCUUCGAAAGUAUUGGUUUCCGUAAGAAAAUAAAAAAUACGUGUCUAAUAUUUAAAAAAUAAUCUACAAGACGGACAUUAAAGUAAACAUUAGGCAUGUACCCUAUUAUCGCUUUUCAAAAUCGUAACUAAGCUUUACUUAAUGCCAUUAUUAUCUUGAAAACUAUAACUUAUUUUAGUGUAGGUUUCGUUUACAUUGAUUUAAAAUUAUAUGUAAAGGGUUGUUGUAUAUAAGAAUGAGACCAGCUGGUCACUGCCAAACGACGAUUUGUAAAUAAAAAUUUGAUGAUACGGCUGUAAAUGUAGAUUUUUUUUCGUAAUUUCUUACAUCUGACGAGCGGAAAGCUAUAGUAGAAUAAAAAUGUCCUUUUAAGGUAAGCGUCCACAGGCCCGCAUCGUACGCAUCGGACGGAUCGCAUCAAUCGCGUUCGGAUUGCCGACGCGAGUAUUAGCAAUCGGAUUGCCCACGUCACUUUCACUCGGAUUUUUGGCAUCGGCAUUACGUAUGACGUCAUCGGUCCGCAUCGCGUGUAAGCAUUGCCAAUAAGCGGUCCGAACGAUGCAGAUCAGUGGACGCAGUUGUAUGAGUUUCUAUAUAAGACAAACUAAAAUCCGUUGCGCGCGAUGCGUACGAUGCGGGCCUGUGGACACUUACCUUUAAGGACUUGGAGGGACUUAAAUUUUAAUUAGUAUGUAUAUUCGGACAAGCACACACUAUUGUCUAUUUUCUUGUAUAUUUAUUAAGUAGAAAUUCAUUUAGUUCAUAAUUUUUGCUGAAGUGUUGUGUUUAAACGCUAAACGUACGCGGUAAUGGGUCGUUUAAAAUAGUUUUUUUAAAGAGAAAUUAGUGGUGAGAGUAUGCCUUAAUAUUUUCAAAAUUACCCAAAUAUUAUUAAUUGGAGAUGAAAUGUCUAAAAUGAACGCACAGUAUAUUUUUAGAUGCAAUUAGUUUAAAUGACGUAGCCUACUAGAAGCACAUCUUAGUGAAAUAUUCAGAUUACAUACUAAGAGCAAUGAUUAAAGAAAAGGUCUUAAUUUAUUGAUUGAGGGAAAUAUUUUAAAACUUCAAUGUUUUCACGUACUGUACCCGUAUAAGUGUGCUUUACUUAGUAGAACACGAAACGGGAGCGCGUUCAGCGCUCUGAUUGGUUAGUUUAUUCGCGCCGGCCAAUCAGAGCGCCGAACGCACUUUCCUUUCAAUUUUCAUAUUCGUUCAACGUAAAGCAAACUCGUACUAAAGGUAUGUAAAUAGUCGAUUCGGUAGCAAAACGAUCGCCUGAAAAUAAUAUCUUUUUGUAUCGAUAAAUGAAUGACAAAAUUUUUAUUAAAAACUAUGAGGUUUUCAAAAGAAUAAGGAAGGAUUAAAGAGUUGCUGCCCAAUCGUGCAAGUUAUCGAUAUACGUACAUAAGUAGCCUCUUAAAACAUUUUCUCUCAAUAAAUAAGUUCCUAUAAAGUAUAAAGCGUACUAUCUUGAAAGCUAAAAGAGCUACGGUAUGAUAUUCUCAGUACUUUAUGACCGUCCUUCGUCGGAGUCGGGCGAGGUGCCUUUAAGCCUGUAAAAUAAUUUACUGGCAACCCAAACACCACUAGAGUUAGGACUAAAACUUAGACCAGAUUAAUCUUACGUUGAAAGUUAGGCUCUUUACUUACGGCGGCGUAUUGUAAGCGUAUUGUAACGACGUAAUAUGACUUUUUCCGAGUUAUAUGUACUUUCUAAGAUUAUUUAGACACCACUGACAAACGGUGAAGGAAAACAUCGUGAGGAACCUGGGCUUAUAAUUUUUAAUUAUAAGUUUGAAAUCGCCAACCCGCAUUGAGCAAGCAUGGUGAUAAAUGCUCAAACCCGUUCUAUAUGGGAAGGUUUUACAGGUUUCGUACAGUGUAAAACCUGCGUGACACUAUUCUACUAGAUAGGUUGAGGUAAUCUGAUCAUCUACAAAAUUAUGCAUGAUCAUUUUGUCUUGCUCUUGUCAUAAAUGCGUACUGCAAUACGCUUACAAUACGGCAUUUAUAAUAUACUUUUUUCCAUCAACAAGUAAUGGACAUCUUUAACCGCCGCAUUCAGAGUCAUUUAAUGGUUACUUAAACCAGUCCGUAGCAAUUGUUUUCGAUCCAAAAUCGUUACUAAAGGAAUAGUUUAAGUAAUCAUUAAAUGUCUCUGAGUGAAGCAGUUAGACUUUCAAAAUGAUAAAAUUUUGAGUCUAGUGGACUACGCAAUAAUCAACAAUUGUCACCAAGUUACCAAAAACACAUUAUUGGCCCUAUGUUUGUGUUCCAAGCAUUAACUAAGUAUUUAUUCUAGCUUUAAGAUUCUUAUUAAUUUAAGUGCAGUCCAUUUCGAUGUACCGUUUACAAGGUAAUGCGUAAUUGUAUCUCUCAACAGUAUCUUUUCAUACAAAAUUAAAAGACGAACUCUUUUGUGCAAUGCCAAUUAUGGCAAUAGACUUACCCCUAUUACAUGGGACUUAUAACACAAAUGGUGAAAAGUGGGUGUACAUUGUAUAGUGGCAUUACGUGCUGUAAUGUGCACCUCUGCCUACCCCUUUGCGGAUAAAAGGCGUGACGUUGCAUAGGCAUAGAACUCUUUAGUCUUGUUUUAUUUUGUUUACGAAAAGAGACUAUGAUAGUCUUUAUCAAUCAAACAAUAACAUACAUACAAUUUUUAUUCAAUUUUCUACUUAAAACAUAAAACAAUAGAGUUGAAUAUCAAAGAGCUGAUGUGACACUAUUGGGAAAUGCAAUUACGCCUUGUAAAUGAAAUUCAGAAACUUCAAUAUUUGACAAUACAAUCAAUGUGUAUGCUACGAUGUAAAAUAUUUUUACUCUUUAUUUAUUUUAACGAUACAUGAAUGUAAUCUAAUUGUAGAUGACGAUGGUAGACGUUUUCCAUAGGAUUAUUAUAAUCAAUUUUAAUACGUUUUAGUUCUAACGUACAUGUACGGUUAUUCUAUGAAAAGCUUAUGCUUGCUGUCCCGAACGGCAUUUGAGUGAUGAUAUUCUACCAAGAGAACAAAAAUCUCAAUGUAUGGGCUUGACACUAUUGGUAAACAAUUAUACAAAAGGGACUAAAGAAAACGCACCCACGACACAGGAGACAAUUCUUUGAGAAAGUUAAUUCUAAUUUCUAAAAUGUCCUGGAAAUCGUAUGUGUACGUUAGAACUAAAAAUGUGGACUCAAGUCCUAGGUAACUACAAUCUAAAUUACCACGGACUGUCGUACUUUCUACUCCAACUAAAACGCUAGAAUCCAUUUUGAUAAAAAAACCGUUACAAGUAUUAUUAGAAAUUCGAAAUGAAAGUGUUGCCACACCAAAAAAGAGAAAAUGUUGCGUAACUUUAUUUUUUAUACGAAAUCAAUUGACAGGCGAUUUAAAAAUUUCGAUUUUUUAAAUGAAUAAUUAAAUAAUAUUAAAUUAAUUGUUGUAAUCAUAAUUAUAAUUGUAUUAAAACGGGUGCAUGUAAUAAAAUUUUGUAAUUAGAUACAUUUGUAUGGAUUUGUAUGUUUUUUAAUAAUGAAAUAGUAUUGGGACUUCCUAAUGUUUCUUCCUCUAAAUGGAUUUAUAAGGUUUAUGUUAUUCAUAGAGUGUAAAAGCGUCACAGAGUUGUUGGAAGUGUGUUUACAGCUUUAGUUUUUAAAAGUUUACUAAGCCGGAUUAAUAUGAGUUGCCCGGCCGUUCAAUAUGAACGUUGAACAGUUUUCUAAGCGUACAAUCGACUAUGAAACAUAAUGUGUUCUGAUUUGAUAUUCACUGUUAUAUAAAAUCAGGCAAAGAAUCGAUCAACCGUUGAAACAGAAGUAAACUGUAUUGAUUUCUUCUGCAUCUUGGAGCUUUCACUAAAGCGAAUUCUACAUCACAACCAGACUUGGAAUAAUAUUUCGUUGGUCUACCAGUUACAAGGCCAAAUUCAAGUACCCUUAACCGACGAACAUGCAUGAAAAGACUAAUGACUGUUGAUUAAGCGGACCAUUGUCUCUGCCUAUCCCCAUGGGAGACAGGCGUUAAGUUAUUUAUGUCGAUCAGUUGUCACCCUGUACCUCCUAAGAGGGUUUGGUAGAUGAUUCUAGGGACACAACUAGGACAAGUUACCGAGAGAUAACAGAAUAGGUACUAUUGCUUGACUACUGUUUGCUGGUCGAAACCGCAACCAUCUUCCUCAUCAUAAUCAUCAUAUUAUCAAUCAAUGCCAUCUAAAUCAGUCGGUUGAUGGUUCUGAACACUACAAUUUGUUUGGUAAAAAAGUCCGUACUUCUAUGUAUGCUACUUAUUGAAUCUCAAACUCGAGUAAAAUACACCAGAAACAGCUCUGUGGCGAAUCAAUAUGUAACUCCGUCAAAUGGCACAUUAUACAUAGUCGUAUCAAUUAACAGCGGUAACACGUUUUCCGUAAUGUGUAACGUUGCAGACUCAAGGGUGAAUAUACAAUGUGAUAGGGGUGAGACUUCUAACCCGUUAAGGCUGAGUUCUACAUCUAAUUUUAUCGACAAAAGUUGGGGGUCGAAGGGGUCGAAUCCCCUCCCCCUAAAAAUUAUGGCUAUUUUAAUAUUUUUUUUACUUUUUUGAUAUCAAAGGUUGUAUGCGUCGCGUCGUAGAAAAAAAACGACAAACGGUAGCUAAUAACCUUGGCUAACUAAUUAAUUACUUUUUUCAUAUGUUUGAUAAUGUUUUGGUGAGAAAAAAAAUCAUUUGUGAAUUAUUUUUACCGAAAAAAUCACUAUUUUGCAAUAUUUUUAAUUAGGGGUUCAAACCCCCAUAUUAAUUUUUUGUCGAUAAAAUUAGAUGUAGUACUCAGCCUUAACAGGUUAGAAGUCCCACCCCUGUCACAUUGUAGACGAAAAAUACAUGUAAUUUUUGGUAAUUUUGAACCUUAUAACCUAUUCCUUUGUCUGCAACGUUAUAUAGGACGUUUUAUGUAAAUUUCAUUCUUGAGUAGAUAAUAAUUUGUUUGUUGUUUGAUCUUCAUUACAAAUAGAUAAUUUAAUUUUUAAUCAUAGACGUGUGAUUCCUAUUGAAGCUAGGUAUGGACGUUUUCUCUUUUUAUAAUUAUUAUUAAUUGCUAAAUUAUAGUCUAUUUAUUCUAUCGCUAUGAUUUCUAAUUUUAAUUUAAUUUAUCGUGCGAAGGACUCUGUGACAUUACGAUAGUGUUGCAAGUAAUAAAAUACUAUUUUUGUACGUUGUCUAUGCACAGAGUCCCGCUUGUCUAUGGUACGGCUAAAUGUUAACUUAAUGUGUAACGUAGAGCUAAAUGUUAAUUAUUUUUAAGUUCUAUAUCAAUGUACUGUAUUGUAUAUAAAGGAUGUGGAAAGUA
Molecule: messenger RNA, 6630 nt
Organism: Spodoptera frugiperda (fall armyworm)
Lineage: Eukaryota; Metazoa; Arthropoda; Insecta; Lepidoptera; Noctuidae
Gene: RYBP
Product: YY1-associated factor 2
Exons: 3
Coding region: 158-568 (136 amino acids)
Biological process (GO): positive regulation of DNA-templated transcription
Cellular component (GO): nucleus
Molecular function (GO): DNA binding; transcription coregulator activity
Source: RefSeq, a predicted model, not a curated record